CUCGCCCAUUUCUCCACAGCAUCAAACGCACAUGUUGGGUGUGUUGUGUUAAGGAUUGCAGUGAUAUUACAGUAUUUAGCAAACCUCUGCGCGCUGUCACGUUGCUGUUUGCUCUCUAAUCAACACAGUGACAAUGCGAUAAGUGUCGCAGUCAAUGAUACAUACUUUAAAGUCUGAUAUACUGUAUAAAACACUCGGUGGGGAGGCUUACACGCGACCCAGCGUGGCUGCAAACGGCUGCUGUUCACCGGUCUGAAGGCUUUGAGGCUCGCCGUCCGCCACCAUGAGCUCCAAGGUGUGUAGGAACUGCGGCAGCUCGGACAUCGACGUGGACCAUGCCCGCGGCGACGCCGUCUGCAUGACCUGCGGCUCGGUGCUGGAGGACAACAUCAUCGUGUCUGAGGUGGAGUUUGUGGAGACGGGAGGCGGCGGCUCGUCGGCUGUCGGACAGUUUGUUUCUGCUGAAGGUGGAAAUUUCAACCCAUCUUUUGGAGAUGCACACUACACUGGAAUGGGGAGGGAGUCAAGAGCUAAGACGCUGCAGAGAGCACGACAUAACAUCAACACUCUGGGUCACCAGCUGCAGAUGAACCAGCACUGUCUGGACACGGCCCUGAACUUCUACAAGAUGGCGCUCAUGAAACACCUGACCACCGGCCGCAAGUCGGCCCACGUCGUUGCUGCAUGUCUCUACCUGGUCUGCCGCACCGAGGGAACGCCACACAUGCUGCUGGACCUCAGUGAUCUCCUGCAGGUGAACGUCUACGUACUGGGAAAAACCUUCCUCGUUCUGUCCAGAGAGCUCUGCAUCAACGCCCCGGCUAUAGACCCGUGCCUGUACAUUCCCCGCUUCGCCCAGCUGCUAGAAUUUGGGGAGAAGAACCACGACGUGGCCAUGACGGCCAUGAGGCUGGUGCAGAGGAUGAAGAGGGACUGGAUGCACACGGGACGAAGGCCGUCGGGACUCUGUGGAGCAGCUCUUCUCGUUGCCGCUCGUAUGCACGACUUUCGCCGCACUAUCAAAGAAAUUGUCAACGUUGUAAAAGUGUGUGAAACCACGCUAAGAAAAAGACUGAUAGAGUUUGAGGACACACCCACCAGUCAGCUGACCAUCGAAGAGUUCCUGAAGACCGAUCUGGACGAAGAGUGUGACCCGCCCUGCUUUACAGCCGGACUGAGGAAGAAAAAGGUCCAGCAGCUGGAGAUCGAGCUGAAGAAGAAGAUGGAUGACGUCGAAGAUGAAAUUCAAGGCUUCCAGGAUGAAAUAGACUCAGAGCUUCAGAACAAUCGACCCAAACUAAGAGGAGUCUACGCUGCCUACGCUAAAGAAGACUGCGAUAAGGACAACGGCGACACCCUCUCCACAUCGUCUAAGACAGACCCAGACUGUGAGGAAUCAGAGGAGGAAGACGUGCUGCAGGCCGUGGCCAAGCACUUUGGCAAAGACCUGGGCGAGCUGACGCUGGAGGCCCUGCUGAAACUGGAGCGCAAGAGACCAGAGGAGGAAGAGGAGAACCAUGAGGAGGAUGUCCCGAAGCGAAAAGCCCCGUCGCUGGCGUCCAUCCUGGGCCCGAUGCCCACAGCAGCCACCCUCGGCCUCCCCGAGUCCAUCGACAACUGCAUUGGAGACGAGAAGGAGAACGAUGGUGCUGCUGACAGCGGGGAGCUGGACCUGAGUGGGAUAGAUGACCGUGAGAUAGAGCUGUAUCUGCUGAGUGACACAGAAAUCAAAGUGAAGACAGCGCUGUGGAUGGCAGAAAACUCUGACUACCUCAAAGAGCAGAGAGAGAAGGAAGCAAAGAUAGCAAAGGAGAAGGCGCUUGGGAUCUACAAAGAAAAGAAGCCCAGAGGACCCAUCAAGAGGCACCCCCCGAUCAGAGCCAACACCGCAGACGAGGCCAUCGAGAAGAUGCUGGAGCAGAAGAAGAUCUCCAACAAGAUUAACUACGACGUCCUGAAGGACCUCAACAUCAAGCCCGGCGCCAGCCCAGCUCGCCAGGCCGAGACCCCCAAGAAGGAGCCGUCUGCCACCAAACUGACGGGACGCAACCGCCAACCUGCACGGGUCCCGCUUAGCCUCAGCACGCCCCUCAGCACCCUGGGAAAAAGGUUGCAGCCGUUCAUCAGCGGACAGCCCAGCAAGAAGCUGGCUGUGGAGCAGAUUGCCAACCCCAACCCCCUGCCUGUGGCGGCGGGAGCCCCCGCCAGCGGAGUGGUGGUGGAGAGCGGCCCGGUGGUCUACGACGAUGCAGCUGCUGAAGAGGAAGAGGAGGAGGAAGAGGAGGCUUGUGUCAGCGCCAUGGAGCUGCUGGGCGGCAACGAAUAUGGAAGUGAUGGAGAUUACGACGAUUGAUUCUAGCAGUGGUCUUCACUGGGUUAUUAUCCCCAACUAGUACGGACUAUUUUGAAUCUUGAAAGUGCAUCAGACAUUUACUACCAGGGACACACAAUGGCUGCAGUUACAGGUGAGAGCUGUGAUGCCAAGAGAAAUGAGGAAUUCCCAUCAGGAACAAAUGGUCGUGUGUGCAAGAAAACAAAAGAUGGAAAUAUCACACUCCUUGUCCCAUUUGGCAACUCGACUGGACUGAACUGGGAGGACGCACUACUUGGAUGCUGACAGAGAUGGUGAAGUGGAAAUAAAGGGAUACAGGUAUAUUAAUCAGUGUGGGUCACAGGCCUCCUGUGGUGGUAAUACCGCAAAAUCAAAUGUAGGAAAUAUUCCAGUGAGCAUUGGUUUGUGGAUUUGCAGGUCAGAAGUCAUUAAAACAUAAAAAAGAGGGCUAAACUUUUAGAUGACUAGACUCCAUAUAAUUGUUGAUUCAACACCAUUGAAAUGACUAUAUUUUAAUGUAGUAAGGACCUCAUUCACACCGAAAUAUAGUCAUUUAAAUGCUGCUGAAAUAAUAGUUAUUGUAAUUUCACAAAUAUAUAGUAAAUAAAUAUAGUAUUUCACAAAAUGUAGUCCCGUCUUAAAGGGAUAGUUCAGAGGUUUGUUCAGUGUGGUUGUAUUUAGCUCCUUCUCCAUAGUCGGUGUGUUAGCUCCAGUAGAUGGGGGGUCGGCCUACCCCAGUUUGGAGAAUCAGGCAGGACUGCUGACACGGAAAAUAAGCAAUGUCCCGCUGUGGACGGGAGCAGCAGCGAAACACAUUUAAGACACCUGAAAACAUACAUAUCAGUUUAAGUGGACGCUAUAUUUAGAAUAUUUUCAGUCAUUUUACCUCGCAGAACACAGAAGUUGCUGCUCUACCACUGCCUCCAUCAGUUUGUUUAUGUCAUUGUGUGAAUCUGAACUAACUCUUUAAAACACCAAAGUCACACAUUGACACAAAUGCCUGUUUUUGUCAAAGGAGUCUGGUGACUUCAAAGAGAGCAGAGAUAACGUCUUCAGUUCCCCAUCACAAAGGGCUGUCUGACAGCAAGGUAAAGCUGUAAAAAUACUCUAAAUAUAGCGUCCACUUAAACUGAUAUAGACGUUUUUAGGUGUCUAAAAUGUGUUUAGCUGCUGCUCCCGUCCACAGCGGGACAUUGAUUAUUUUCCGAGUCGGUACUCCUGCCUGAUUCUCCAAACUGGGGGAGAGCGGACCAUAAUCUACUGUAACUAACACACUGACUAUGGAGACGUAGCUCAUACUACCACACUGCAAAACAUCUGAACUAUCCAUUUAAGAUAGAUAGAUCUUUUGUCCUGCAAAAUACCAUAUCAGUGUUUUCUGUGAAGCACUCAUCAGGAUGAUUUUUUUUAUUUUAAUUUAACAACUAUCUCCUCUGGAUCAAACCUUUUUUCUCUGUGGUUUUGUUGAGGUGUAAUGUAGCAAAGAGAAAAGUCGAACAAAAUGCAAAACAUAUCCUUGGACUUGCACUUUGCAUUCAUAACACUCAAAUAUUUACUAAAGUGCUUCCUGAUAACUAAUUCUGUCACAAAGCUAGUAUCCUAUACUCUCUCAACAGUGACAUGUACUUAGAAACAAGCAUCUAACAAUCAGGUAGCGUAAGAUCAAUCAGCAACCUCACUGCUCAGAUCAAUAUUUAUUAAAGCCUUAGGUGAUAAGUGGGCCGAUACAUGGACCGCAUGCUGUCUGCUCUGCUAAGUAUUACAAUAAUGUUGCCUUUUGAACAAUUUAAGCAAUCCCAGGUUAUGUGCCAAUGUUUGCUGAGAUGUUAUUAAAUCCAAAAAUAGAUUUUAAUUUCAGAUCAAGUUCGUAUUAGCAAUUAGAUGGUUUGAUUGGUUUUUUUAGGUUGCCAUUAAUUUGGUUCAGGAUUUUCUUAAUUGUUUUUUGAUGGAAUUGAUUCUCUAUGAUUAAUUCAUGAGAUUGUGUCAUUUGAUUUAUGUUUAAUAUUCUUCAAUGCCCUGUCAUGGGCCAAAGAGGCUUUAAAGCCAGGAUGUACAUACAUUCUCUACAAUGUUAUAUUUUCCAAACAAGAGAGAGAACCCGAUGAGAGAAUAGAUUUCAUUUUGUAUUUAAGAUUUUAUGAUUUUUGUGUGGGGAAAAAUGGUACUUGGGAGGUGCAAAUGAUUGUGGCCUUUACACUGUGUCCACACAACAGUAUUUAAUGAGGCGUCUUGAGAAACCUCCACUGCCUCUGUGUCGCUGCUAUAAGUCAUGAUGUUACAUCUGCAUAUUGUUGUGUGCAUUUGCUGCUACAGUAAAGAUUUCACUAAACA
Messenger RNA from Perca fluviatilis (European perch), 4663 nucleotides. RefSeq names its product transcription factor IIIB 90 kDa subunit-like. The coding region runs from base 284 to 2353 and encodes 689 amino acids. Gene Ontology annotation, molecular function: RNA polymerase III type 3 promoter sequence-specific DNA binding; RNA polymerase III general transcription initiation factor activity; TBP-class protein binding. The record is from RefSeq and is a predicted model, not a curated record. Gene Ontology annotation, cellular component: nucleus; transcription preinitiation complex; transcription factor TFIIIB complex. NCBI's taxonomy places the organism in Eukaryota, Metazoa, Chordata, Actinopteri, Perciformes, Percidae. The transcript is spliced from 19 exons. Gene Ontology annotation, biological process: transcription preinitiation complex assembly; DNA-templated transcription initiation; transcription by RNA polymerase III.